Messenger RNA from Exophiala viscosa, 2829 nucleotides. Its product is annotated as mediator complex, subunit Med5. The coding region runs from base 1 to 2829 and encodes 942 amino acids. The transcript is spliced from 6 exons. Lineage: Eukaryota; Fungi; Ascomycota; Eurotiomycetes; Chaetothyriales; Herpotrichiellaceae. Gene Ontology annotation, molecular function: transcription coregulator activity. Gene Ontology annotation, biological process: regulation of transcription by RNA polymerase II. The record is from RefSeq and is a predicted model, not a curated record. Gene Ontology annotation, cellular component: mediator complex.
AUGGCUAUCUCCAAGGUUUCUGAACUGGUGCGCUACUGCCUGUUACGAAGAACUUCUGUUGACGAGUUCGGCACAUUAGUGCAGACGUAUCAGGCCGAAUUCAGCGGCAAGCGACUUUUCGCAGCACUCAUUGAAUGUCGGUUCUCGUUUUGUGCACCGGGGGAUCCUCUCAUUUCACUGUAUCUGGACCAUGUCGGCACUACCGGUGUUGUCAGCAUCUCCGAUGCACUUGUUGUCAUGGUCCGCAGAUGGAACAGUGACAAAGGCGCCCAGGCACAGAAUGCUUUGCAAUUCUACAACCAAACAUUGCAAGAUAUCACGAUGGUCACAGUAUCUAACAAGUACAAGACCACCCCCUCCGAAGCACGAACAUCUAUUCUUUUGUCAUCAAGAUGGCUUGCUACGCUUGCCCGUCAAACAUCUCAAGACGUUGAACCAGCCCUUAACAUCGAACACUCUCAUGUCCUCGAAUCUCUUGCCUUUCUGGUCGCGUCGAUGGCGGCAACCGAUGCUGGACUUGAGGCCCUUUCCUUGAACGCUACCUUGCAAGGUGAUACGAGUGAGGUUGCAAGCCAGGACUUGCGGGCUAGUCUCCGGCAGGCUCUGAACCUAUGCCUGCCCCUGUACUCAACGCUGUCAACCCAUCUUAUGGAUCGCCUCAAUACUGUGCUCAAACAUAUCAGUCUUUUGGAGCACGGGUCGACCCAGAACGGCGGUUCCUCUGGCCAAUCUUCCGAGAUCCAGGUGCUACAGUUUCAAGUCUCAAUCCCGGACACGCACAUGGUUGCAGCUAGAGCAGCUACAAUCGCAUAUCUCGAAGCCAUGCUCACAAUGGGGUCGACGAUUGAUGAUGGCACCUUGAUCAACUACUUGUGCUCUCGUCAUCAGAACGAUUAUCAAGCCGUCUCCGUCGAUCUCCUUAUUUCAGCUUUUCAAAUCCUCAAGACAAAGUCUGUCUCUCCAAGAUCACUACUUUCCUACCAACAAUGUCGGACUUUUGUCCAGAACAAGCUUCCCAAUAUCCUCUCGAUGCUGUCGGCCUCGUCGUUCAACAGUUUCGACACCCAGCAGACCAUCACCGACGCGUGGACCCAGGUAGUCCCUCAGCUAUCUGGCCAGGAGAUCAUGCUCAUAGGGUUCCACUUCCUUCACACCUGCUCUCUCCACCACUUGCUUACGCAACAAGCUGCUAUCCAGCUCGUGGGAAAUGAAGAGGCUCUAUCUGGCAUGAGCAAGGGUUUAUACACAAAAGAUGACUUGGUCUCACAAGUCAUGGGAAAUCAUACCAGGGGACCGAAGCUUGUGGAAGAGCUCGUCCGAAGCGACGGGAGCGCGGGCUUCAUCAGUCAAGCCAUCGUUGAGAUCAUGCACAAUUACUGUCAGAAUAAAGAAACUCAGUACCUCAAGGAUUUGGCGAAUGCAAUCAUCCGAAGACCAGCGGCGAUCAACUGCAUCUCCUUGUUCAUUCGUCCGAGCUACUGGCUGGGUCCCCUGUGCACACUGCUGGAUGAGUGGCGAUGGGAUGAGAUUCAUGGCGAAGCUCAGCCUGUCUACGACGAGUUCGGCGCGGUCCUUUUGCUCGUGUUGGUGACCAAGGCACGAUUGCAACUGCCGCAGUCCGAGCUGGGUAUUCGUAAGAAAGAUGGGUUUCUCUCCGAAUAUAUGAACAAUGGCGAUUCGGAGCAAGAGCUGGGCAGCCUUUCCGAAGUGAGAAUGGCACACCUCGGAAACUGGAUCAAUGCCCUUUACCUGGCCGAAGGCUUGAGCGACGAACUUUUCACUAACUGCAGUCCGCAUGACUUUUACAUUCUCAUACCAACUCUUCUUCGACAGUCGAUGACUGCUUACCAGCAGGACAAAUUGACUCAGGACUCGUUAAAGGCCGGCCUUGACUAUCUCCUGGAGCCUUUUCUACUGCCCUCCUUGGCUUCCGCCCUCAGCUGGAUCGCUAAUAUCCUUCACGAUGAGGCACCCGCCGCUGCCGUCAUCCUUGAUGUAAUCAUGAAAGCUCCCGGGAAUACAGAUUCUCGAGAUAUUCACCGAACCAUACUAGCAAUGUGCGGACCUCAGCUCCAGAAAAUCAUAGACUCAAUGCAGCCUGAACACGACCAACUCCAUGGUGUACAAGCAAUUCUCAAACAAUCUCCUAUUUUCAGCUUUUCUCCUGACCAAGGCGUCGAACACAGUCAGAUUGCGUCCGUCUUGCAGGAGGGCAUCGUGUCGAUGAUCACCUCCGCUGGUGCUUCUGUUAUGCAAGAGCAGUCGACUUCCUCAGGUAUACAUUCCAUGGUCAAUUGUGCAAUCAAUUCUCUUGGAUUACAGAGUGCUUUAAGAGUCUUGCUUGCAGUUUUGCUACAAAUGAGCGACAGUCCGGACUUCCUCUUCGCCCUGGACACGGUGUCGACCAUCGUUUGCACUGUUGACCGUGGCCUGCGGGAGACUCUGCGCUUGCUGUACACGAAUUUGGGGACCCUCCUCAAGAAGGGAGACACGCUUUCUGCGGAGGCAGUGGUCCGCCUCCAUCGUCAGGUUGAAGCAUAUGCAAACCUCCUCACUGUCCAGGAGAUGGGCUUGGAUGCAUUUGCAUUCGCUCAGCAGCUUACCAACAUCGACACAGCAGAUCCCAACCUGGAUGCUACUACAGCCGUGUCAGGAGCUAUGGACCUGCAAGGGGAUCAAGAGCCUGCCGAUGGUAUCGACCAAGUCCUCGACGAAGUGGCUGCCAUGGGCAACCUAGACUCGAACGACGCAGACAUGAACUUUGAUGCUCUUUACGGUCUGCAGAACACCGACAUGGAUCUGAACGAUUUAGACCUCGAUAUGUUCUAG